Jatropha curcas is the source of this 792-nucleotide messenger RNA. Its product is annotated as tumor necrosis factor receptor family protein. The record is from RefSeq and is a predicted model, not a curated record. NCBI's taxonomy places the organism in Eukaryota, Viridiplantae, Streptophyta, Magnoliopsida, Malpighiales, Euphorbiaceae.
UAUUUUUUUUUUCCUCAAUCGGUGAGAAGAGCUAAAACCCUAAUCAGAGAACGUAUUUGGCAGUGGUGAAAAAUAGGCAAAUCAAAGGCGAAAAGACGGUGGAAUCCGGAUGAGGAACUGGUUUGGCGGUGGCGGAAAUGUUGGCACAAUAAGGAGUUCUUUGGUGAGGUAUUUCUCGCGGGCACGCGCAGUGAAUGUGAGGAAGAUAAACCCUAAGGUUCCGUUCCCUGAAGCUGCUUACAUUUCUCAAUCUCUUUACAGUAUCAUCAAGCAGCAUGGACCUCUCACCGUUUCCAAUACUUGGAAUCAUGCCAAGGAGUCAAAUAUCAGUGGAUUAAACAGUAAAACCCACAUGAAGAUACUGCUUAAAUGGAUGAGAGGGAGGAAGAUGCUAAAGCUGUUUUGCAGCAAUGUUGGUUCCAGCAAGAAGUUUUUGCACUGCACUUUGCCUGAGGAACCCCAAACUGACCAAAUGAAAGAACUAUCGGAGUUGAAUCUGCAGACUGACAAGAAGACUUCAACAAAGAGGAAAAAAAAACAGAAAUGAUGUCCUGGGACUUUCACUGAUUGAGGAAUGCAUAGCGUGCAAUUAUACUCUCUUUUUUAGUCUUCAUUUGGAUGGAUGGGUUUUAACACCAUUUUUCUGUUAUCAAUGUUCUUGAAUACUUUGCUAAUGCAUUAGGCCUUGCUAAAUUGCGCUCUUAUCCCUCUGUACUGUCAGACUUUUAAUUAUGCCCUUGUUUCUUGAUUUUUCUUUUAUGAAUUUAAUAAAGACAAGAUUUUUUAACGUAA